CUCAUCUUUCUCUCAAUGACCCCUCAGCUGCCUUCGCGAACGGACGUCCUCGUCGUGGGCGCUGGACCUUGUGGUUUAGCUGCCGCUCUCUCUCUCCACAAACAUGGAUGCACGAACCUCACAGUUGUGGAUUCGCAGCUUGCAAGCGAGCACACUUCACGAGCUGUAGCCGUGCAUGCCGCUACUUUGGAUGCACUAGACGAAGUCAUCGCGGCACAAUGUAUAGUCGACUCUGGUGUAAAGGCGACCGGAGGAAAGGUUUGGGACGGGUACCGCUUUCAACCCUGGGCGGACUUCAGCGUCCUUGAAGGCCAUACGAAGUUCCCUUUCCUUCUCUUCGUUCCUCAGCAUGUCGUCGAACGGGUGCUCGGCGAAGGAGUACACGAACGAGGUAUUGCUGUUUACCGUUCAACAAAGGUCGUGAAUCUAGUCCCUAGCGAACUGGAGUUAGGCAUGAUAGACGUGUUUUUCGAAGACGGCCAAGUCGUACAGACCCUCUACGUGGUCGGUGCUGAUGGGACAAAGUCCACUGUCCGCACUAUGACUGGCAUUUCAUACACAGAUCCUGACGGCGAGAACACCCCUGACGAAGCCGUGGAACUAGGUGUCAUCGCCGAUGUCACCUUCAACGUACAUCCGACGAAGAGGACGGAGCCGCUAAUGGUCCUUCCGAGCGGCAACUUCUUCGUCUGUAUUCCCCUACCCUCAUCAUCCUACGAGGGCCAAGAGGUCUGGAGGAUCGCCUGCGGUGUCCCCACGGGCGUUCCACCGCACGCCCCUCCAACCGAGUUCCUUCAGGGCCUCGUUGAUGCCUACGGCCCAGGCUCGAUCCCACCUUCCGCGCGCGAGAGCCCCAAACGACUCGAGAUCACCAAGACCAUCUGGUCAUCGCGCUUCAUAACGCACUCCGCCGUCGCCGCGACGCCCUUCACUCGCUUACGCACGCCAAGCGGCAGACCCAGUGGUGCCGUCAUCCUCAUUGGCGACGCCGCUCACAAACAUCCGCCCACCGGCGGGCAGGGCAUGAAUCUCGGCCUGCGGGAUGCAGCUUUCCUCGGCCCCGUGUUGGCGGAGCACGUACGGCAUAGUGCACAGCUAACGUCGCCCGAGGAAUGCAUGGAGCUCGAUGCGCCACUCAAGGCUUGGGCACAACAGCGCCACGAGCGUGCACUCAACGUUAUUCGAUCUACGAAGGCGUCGCUGUCGCGCAUGAGUUGUAGCGACGAAGUUGUGUGGUGUUGGGGCGUAGUUCCUGUGAACUGGAUGAGAGUGCGGGAUUUCAUUAUGUGGCUCAUGAACGUAACAGGUGUCGCAAGAAGAAUUGUGCCGUGGGAGCUCAGCGGACUCAUGAACCGGUAGAAGUGAUGACAAGGAUUCGAUUUGCGAAUGACUCGGUAAUAUGUGCUAGCCCUCUCAUCCUAUACUAUUCAUAUGACCUCUCAGAAUGAUCAGUAUAGUUUCGUCAC
Messenger RNA from Phanerochaete carnosa HHB-10118-sp, 1466 nucleotides. RefSeq lists its product as uncharacterized. NCBI's taxonomy places the organism in Eukaryota, Fungi, Basidiomycota, Agaricomycetes, Polyporales, Phanerochaetaceae. Gene Ontology annotation, molecular function: FAD binding. The record is from RefSeq and is a predicted model, not a curated record. The transcript has 3 exons. The coding region runs from base 16 to 1359 and encodes 447 amino acids.